CGUAAACCUAUAUAGGCGUACGGUACUGUCAAUCGAAAACCAAUUAUUCGCACAAGUGGGAAAAUAGAAACGAAAAAAGAGAGGGAAAGAGACGAGUCUAGGUCUUCUCCGGUCACUUGCCGGCAGUUAAUCUUCGCCGGAGUUUGAGCAAGCUAAGUGUAUCAGAAUGUACAUAAAACAGGUCAUAAUCGAAGGGUUUAAGAGCUAUAAAGAACAAGUUGCUACUGAAGACUUCAGUCCCAAAGUUAAUUGUGUUGUUGGUGCAAAUGGAUCUGGGAAGUCGAAUUUUUUCCAUGCAAUCCGUUUUGUUAUAAGUGACCUUUUUCAUAACCUGCGCAAUGAAGAUAGGCAUGCCUUCCUUCAUGAAGGAGCAGGACACCAAGUUCUAUCAGCGUUUGUUGAGAUUGUUUUUGACAACUCAGACAAUCGUAUUCCGGUUGAUAAAGAGGAGGUGCGCCUGCGGAGGACAAUUGGUACUAAAAAAGAUGAAUAUUUUUUGGAUGGGAAGCAUAUAACGAAAACUGAAGUUAUGAAUUUGUUGGAAAGUGCGGGGUUCUCCCGUUCUAAUCCAUAUUAUGUUGUGCAACAGGGGAAGAUAGCGUCAUUGACCUUGAUGAAAGAUUCAGAACGACUUGAUCUACUGAAGGAAAUUGGUGGUACUCGAGUUUAUGAAGAGCGCCGCCGUGAAAGCUUGAAAAUCAUGCAAGAAACUGGAAAUAAGAGAAAUCAGAUAAUUCAAGUUGUGCAAUACCUGGAUGAGAGGUUGAGAGAGUUAGAUGAAGAGAAAGCAGAGUUGAAGAAGUAUCAGCAGCUUGACAAGCAGAGAAAGUCUCUAGAGUACACCAUUUAUGAUAAAGAAGUUAAUGACGCACGUCGUGAAUUGGCUGAGGUGGAUGAGGAGCGAAAUGCGAUUUCUGAGGAAUUAAUAAGAAAGUAUAAUACGUCGGUAGAGGAAGAGGAAGAAGUGAAGAAAUUAGACAAGUUAUACAAAGAUAUCACUAGAGAGGUACAAGGUUUAAGCCGAGAAAAAGAGGCUAUAGAGAAGCAGCGCACAAAAGCUAUUAAAAGGCACACAGAAGUUGAGCUUGACGUCACAGACCUUGAGGAGAGAAUCAUGGCCAGUAGUAGAUCUAAGGAUGAAGCUGGAAAGCAACUUGAGGUUCUACGCAGAGAAAUUCAGCAAUCCACAGCUGAGCUAAACAAAAUCAAACCUUUGUACGAAGAACAAGUCCAAAAGGAGGAUGAAAUCACGAAAGGAAUUAUGUCAAAGGAAAAGCAGCUUAGCAUACUCUAUCAGAAACAAGGGCGUGCGACCCAGUUCCGUUCUAAAGCUGCACGCGAUGAAUGGCUUCAAAAAGAUAUUGAUAAGUAUGACAAAGUUCUGUCCUCAAAUGAGAAGCAGGAAAAUCUACUCAAGGAUGAAAUUGCUAAGCUUGAAAGAGAUUUGGCAGCACAAACUGAACAUGUCAAAGUUCGUGAAGCAGAGAUAGCUAAUUUAGAAGGUCGUAUAUCAGGUUAUCGCAUGGGUUUCAAUCAGCAUAAGGCGAAGAGAGACGAGCUUCAUGAUAAGCGAAAGUCUUUGUGGGGGACAGAAAGUGAACUUAAUGCUGAAAUUGAGCGCCUUAAAGCAGAAGUUGUGAAGGCAGAAAAAGCCUUAGAUCAUGCUACUCCUGGGGACAUAAGAAGGGGGAUCAGUUGUAUCCGGAGAAUCUGCAGGGACUACAACAUAUCUGGAGUGUAUGGUUCAAUUAUAGAGUUGCUUGAAUGCGAUGAAAAUUUAUUUACUGCUGUUGAAGUCACUGCUGGAAACAGCUUAUUCCAUGUGGUGGUUGAAAAUGAUGAGAUAUCAACCCAAGUUAUUCGACACCUUAAUGCAGAGAAAGGUGGUAGAGUUACAUUUAUACCCCUUAAUAGGGUUAAGGCUCCUCAUGUCAGUUAUCCAAAAAGUUCUGAUGUGAUACCUCUUCUUAAGAAACUAAAAUAUUCCUCCAAUUAUGAUCAAGCAUUUGGCCAGGUUUUUGCUAGAACGGUGAUUUGUCGAGAUCUUGAUGUUGCUACCCGUGUUGCUCGCACUGAUGGUUUAGACUGCAUUACUGUUGAAGGUGAUCAGGUUAGCAAGAAAGGUGGUAUGACAGGUGGAUUUUAUGAUAAAAGGCGUUCAAAGCUAAAGUUUAUGAAUAUCAUUCGGCAAAAUGCCAUGGCAAUCACUGCAAAGGAAAAUGAACUCCAGAAUGUCAGAUCUGAACUUCAGACUAUAGAUAGGGAAAUUAAUGAAAUAAUUAGUGAGCAGCAGAGAGAUGAUGCUGUGCUGGCACACGAGAGAUCGGAACUUGAGCAACUUAAGCAAGAUGUUGCUAAUGCUAACAAGCACAUAAUGAACAUCUCUAAAGCUCUUGAGAAGAAGCUGAAGUUACUUGCAAACGUACAGACUCAAAUUGAUCAGGUCAAAGCUAAUAUUGCUAUGAAAAGAGAUGAGAUGGGAACAGAACUUGUUGAUCAUUUAACCCAGCAGGAAAGGGAGUCACUGUCGCGAUUAAAUCCUGAAAUAGCAGAGCUCAAAGAAGAGCUCGUUGCCUGCAGGGCAAACCGUGUAGAGACUGAAACAAGGAAAGCAGAGCUUGAGACGAAUCUAUCAACCAAUCUUGUUAGAAGGAAACAAGAACUGGAGGCAGUGAAACAGUCUCCAGAAACCGACAUGUUAAAUGGCGAAGCAGAAGCAAAGAGGCAGGAACUUCAAGAUGCAAAGAAAGCUGUUGAAGAAGUGAAACGGCAGCUUAAAAGAGUGUUAGAAAGCAUAGAAGAUCGAAACAAGGAACUUAAGAAAAUCAACAAAAAGAAGAGCGAAUUGAAGGCUCGUUUGGAGGAGUAUGAAAAGACCCGUCAAAAUGAAGAUAAAAGAGCAGAGCAACUUAUUAGCAGAAAAAACAUUUUACUUGCAAAGCAAGAAGAGUACUCCAAGAAAAUCAGAGAAUUGGGUCCAUUAUCAUCAGAUGCAUUUGAAAUGCACAAGAAGAAGAGCAUAAAGGAACUAUAUAAAAUGCUACACAAGUGCAACGAGCAAUUAAAGCAGUUUAGCCAUGUAAACAAGAAAGCACUUGAUCAGUAUGCAAACUUUACGGAUCAAAGGGAAGAACUCCAGAAACGACAACAGGAACUUGAUGCUGGUGAUGAGAAAAUCAAAGAACUUGUAUCAGUACUGGAUCAACGCAAGGACGAAUCUAUAGAGCGUACUUUCAAAGGUGUGGCUAAACAUUUUCGAGAUGUAUUUUCUGAACUUGUCCAAGGCGGUCAUGGAUUUCUGAUCAUGAUGAAGAAAAAGGAUGGUGAUCCCGCUGAUAAUGAUUAUGACGAUGAUGGGCCUCGGGUUGAUGCUGAGGGGCGUGUUGAAAAAUACAUCGGCGUGAAAGUCAAGGUUUCUUUCACUGGACAAGGGGAGACACAGUCCAUGAAGCAAUUGUCUGGAGGUCAGAAGACGGUGGUUGCAUUGGCGCUGAUAUUUGCCAUACAGCGAUGUGAUCCUGCUCCAUUUUACCUGUUUGAUGAGAUAGAUGCAGCACUAGACCCUCAGUAUCGGACUGCAGUUGGAAAUAUGGUUCGUCGUUUGGCAGAUAUGGCAAGCACACAGUUCAUUACAACAACCUUCCGACCUGAACUUGUGAAAGUUGCUGACAAGAUCUAUGGUGUGACUCACAAAAACCGGGUCAGUCAUGUAAAUGUUGUCACCAUGGAUGAAGCAUUGGAUUUCAUCGAGCAUGACCAAACCCAUAAUGCUGAAUGAGGUGCACAUGGUGUAGUGACUGAAGAUGGAGCACAGAGGAUUUGUGCUGUGAAUGAAGAAAAUGCAUAACUUUAGUAGACGGUAGGUUUAUAAAUUUAGUAUGAACUGGGUGUAACAUCCUGGUGUGUGUAAACAGGAAACUUGGAUUUCUUCACUGUAGUAUGCUAUUGUUUUAGUUGAUCUUGGGGCGUUUGAUGGUAUUGGAUAACUUUAAACCUAAGAUACUUGUGAUUGAAAAUUACCCUGACCACA
Helianthus annuus (common sunflower) is the source of this 4030-nucleotide messenger RNA. Its product is annotated as structural maintenance of chromosomes protein 3. The record is from RefSeq and is a predicted model, not a curated record. Gene Ontology annotation, molecular function: protein binding; double-stranded DNA binding; ATP hydrolysis activity. The transcript is spliced from 30 exons. The coding region runs from base 167 to 3778 and encodes 1203 amino acids. Gene Ontology annotation, cellular component: chromosome. NCBI's taxonomy places the organism in Eukaryota, Viridiplantae, Streptophyta, Magnoliopsida, Asterales, Asteraceae. Gene Ontology annotation, biological process: mitotic sister chromatid cohesion.